Oncorhynchus kisutch (coho salmon) is the source of this 4951-nucleotide messenger RNA. RefSeq names its product unconventional myosin-Ih. Lineage: Eukaryota; Metazoa; Chordata; Actinopteri; Salmoniformes; Salmonidae. Gene Ontology annotation, biological process: actin filament-based movement; endocytosis; actin filament organization. The transcript has 31 exons. Bases 992 to 4066 code for a protein of 1024 amino acids. The record is from RefSeq and is a predicted model, not a curated record. Gene Ontology annotation, molecular function: microfilament motor activity; ATP binding; actin filament binding. Gene Ontology annotation, cellular component: actin cytoskeleton; microvillus; cytoplasm.
GUAACAAGGGCUAUGGAAAGGGAGGGGAGUGUGUGGGGAGGUGGGGUUGGGUACUAAGGGCUUUGUGUCAAUUAGAUCCAAUGGAUUAUCUUUUUGAAAUGUUUUUUUUUACAGACAGAGUUGAGAAUCAAAGGAGUUCUGCCUUCUAAAGAAGGAGAAAAAAAGAAAACCUACAAAAGCUGUGAAGAAACCUUUGGUCCAAGUGUUGGUGUUGAGAAUGCAAAACAGAUUACUGAACAUUUUCCCACUCUGCUUUUCUCAAAUGUGCCGUUGUUUUCGUGUUCCCCUGUUCCAUUUGCACAGGGUGAGGUUGGUGUGAGCUGUGGUGGCCUAUGGGCUGCUGGCCAACACCGACGUACUAUGUGCUCUGUAGCCAACAUUAGCUUCUGUCUGUAGACUACCUCGACACAAUCAGAGGGCUCUGCUCCAAAGCCCCAUGAGAGCCACAGAGUCCUUGUUUCAGUAGAACUAACAGGGACUCCGCUUGUGCUUUUUUUCUGUUCAACCAAAGAGCCUUUUGUAACUUGACUUGACUACACGAUGGAGGAGUUGCUAGUUGUUUACGUCAAAUGUUGGCUGUAUGGUUCAUAUACAAAUGGCAUACAUAUGAUAUAAUAUUAAUCCAUUUCUUAUCUCAUGAAACUACUCAAAUCCUUAGUUUUAGGCAAACAACCAAAACAUAAUUCUCAUGAGGUGGAGCGGUAUGCUCAGUUCCAAUGAAUGUCUAAUUAGCGGACCCCCAAAGCCAAAAGUUCUGUGCCUCUAUAAGUCCUCUUAUUUAUCCAUACACUUUUGUUUGGAUGCAUGUCUGUAAAUGUGGAACUAUAUAAGGACUUCGUAAAACAUUCAUAAACAGCUCAUAAUACCUUCAUGAAAUGCUCAUUUUCUUCUUCAAGCCCUUAUGUACAGUAGGUAUCCUUCAUAUCAAGCAUUGCUGCUGUGUGAUUGGCUGUAGGGGCAUAAGGCACAGGGUGCCCAGGGUCAGCUGGACAUGGAGGGGGCUCUGACCGCCCGAGACCGCGUGGGGAUCCAGGACUUUGUCCUGUUGGACACCCAUACCAGCGAGACUGCUUUCCUAGGCAACCUGAAAAAACGCUUCAGUGAGGACCUAAUUUAUACCUAUAUAGGCACUCUGCUAGUGUCUGUGAACCCCUACAAGGAGUUGGAUAUCUACAGUAAAAAACAGAUGGAUAUAUAUAUGGGCGUCAACUUUUUUGAGCUUCCACCACAUAUUUAUGCCCUGGCGGACAACGCAUACCACACCAUGAUGGCUGAGGCCAACAACCAUUUCAUCCUCAUCUCUGGGGAGAGUGGUGCCGGCAAGACCGAGGCUUCCAAGAAGAUCCUACAGUACUAUGCUGUGAGCUGCCCCAGUACUACCCUACUGGACAGUGUCAGGGACCGGAUGCUGGUGUCCAACCCUGUGCUAGAGGCUUUCGGCAACGCCAAAACACUGAAGAAUGACAACUCUAGUCGCUUUGGAAAGUACAUGGAUAUCCAGUUUGACAUCCAGGGGGAUGCCGUGGGGGGCCAUAUCCUGAGCUAUCUGCUGGAGAAGUCCCGAGUGGUCCACCAGAACCACGGAGAGAGGAACUUCCACAUCUUCUACCAGCUGGUGGAGGGAGGGGAGGAAGACCUGCUGCAUCAGCUAGGCCUCGAGAGCAACUGCCAGCACUACAGUUACUUGGUGCAAGACGAGUGUGCCAAUGUGACGUCGAUCAAUGACAAGAACGACUGGAAGACGGUGAGAAACGCCCUGUCCGUCAUCGACUUUGACGAGAGCGAUAUACAACACCUAUUUGGGAUCAUAGCAAGCGUCCUCCACUUAGGGAAUGUGCAGUUUGAAGCUGACAGCAAAGGCUACGCCACGUUGAACAAGAACACAGAACUCCGCUGGGUGUCAACAUUGCUGGGAAUUAACGUUCAAGUACUGCAGGAAGGGCUGACAUACAGGAAGAUUGAGGCCAAAACAGAUGAGGUGCUCAGCCCGUUCACAGUGGACCAUGCCAUCUAUGCCAGAAAUGCCCUGGCCAAAGCCAUCUAUGGACGCACCUUUACCUGGCUGGUCAAUAAGAUCAAUGAUUCCAUGGAGAAUAAGGAACCGUCAAGGAAGACGGUUAUUGGUCUCCUUGACAUAUAUGGCUUUGAGGUUUUCUAUGUCAACAGUUUUGAGCAGUUCUGUAUAAACUACUGCAACGAGAAACUGCAGCAGCUUUUUAUCCAGCUGACCUUGAAGUCGGAGCAGGAGGAAUACGAGGCAGAGGGCAUUGGGUGGGAGCCUGUCCAGUUCUUCAACAAUAAGAUUAUCUGUGACUUAGUGGAGGAGAAACACCGGGGCAUCAUUUCAGUACUGGAUGAAGAAUGCCUGAGGCCUGGAGAGGCCACUGACUUCACAUUUCUGGAGAAGCUUGAGGAGAAAAUGGGCAGUCACCCUCAUUUCAUCACGCACAAGUUGUCUGACAAGAAGAUUCGUAAGACGCUGGAUCGGGGUGACUUUCGCCUUCUGCAUUAUGCUGGGGAGGUCACCUAUGGCGUUGUGGGGUUCAUCGACAAAAACAAUGACAUGUUAUACAGAAACAUCAAAUAUGUGAUGCGGCAGUCAAAAAAUGCCAUAGUCAGAGAGUGCUUUGCUUCCACAGAGUCAGAUAGCAGGCGGCGACCAGAGACGGUUGCUAGCCAGUUUAAGAGCAGUCUGCUGGGACUGACAGACAUCCUCAUGUCUAAGGAGCCCUGGUAUGUGCGCUGCCUCAAAUCCAACGAGUCCAAACAGCCAGGUCGUUUUGACGACGUGCUGGUUCGGCACCAAGUGAAGUACCUGGGGCUGAUGGAACACCUUAGGGUCAGACGGGCAGGUUUUGCAUACCGACGCCGCUACGAGUUGUUUCUGCAGAGAUACAAGCCCCUAUGCCCAGCCACCUGGCCCCAUUGGAGAGGAGUGGCUGCAGAAGGAGUGGAAGUGCUGGUGCAGCACCUGGGAUACCUGCCAGAUGAGUACAAAAUGGGCAGAACCAAGAUAUUUAUCCGCCACCCCAGGACACUUUUUGCCACAGAAGAUGCCUUCGAGGUCUGCAAACAUAAACUUGCAUCAAGGAUUCAGGCCCAGUACAAGGGAUACCGGCAAAAAGGAGAAUUCAGAAGACAGAAAGAAGCUGCCACCAAGAUUGAGACUUGCUGGAGAGGAGUUCAAGCCAGGAAAGAGAAAGAGAGGAGACAAUGGGCUGUCAAGGUCAUCAAGAAGUUUAUUAAAGGAUACAUGACCAGAGGGGAGGCAAAGACUACUGAUAACUCUGAAUACCUGGCCUUUGUCAGACAGAACUACCUCAACAGGCUGAAAGACAAUCUCCCAAAAACAGUUCUGGAUAAAAUCAGCUGGCUAACCCCUCCACCUGUAUUGACUGAGGCCUCAGCGAUCCUGCGUCAGCUCCACAUGCGUGUCAUGGUGACGAGGUACGUCAGAGGGAUCACUGCACAACAGAAAGCACAGCUUCAACUCAAGGGGAUCACCAGUGUUAUCUUCAAGGACAAGAAGGACAGCUACCCUCAGAGUGUCUCCCAACCCUUUGUUGACACCAGGAUCAGUGAACAGGACAUCAAUAUGAAGAUCCUGCAGAUAAUUCGCCAUGAACGCAUCAAGUAUAGCGUACCAGUGGUGAAGUAUGAUAGGAAUGGGUUUAAACCCCGACCUCGGCAGCUCAUCCUCACGCAGACGGCUGCCUAUGUGGUGGACGAGGCCAAGAUCAAACAGAAAGUGCAGUACACUACUCUGAAAGGUGUGUCUGUCAGUACCUUGAGUGACAGCAUCAUCAUUUUCCAUAUUGCAAGUGAAGACGUUAAACAGAAGGGGGACCUGGUCAUCCAGUGUGACCACCUGUUUGAAGUGUUGACCAAACUCAGUGUGGUUGCCAACAAGCAGAGCGCUAUCAACGUGGUCCAGGGCAGCAUCUCGUUUCAGAUACAGGCGGGGAAAGAGGGUAUUGUGGACUUCAGCAGUGGCCAGGAGUCCAUGGUGUACAAAGACAAGAAUGGACACCUCAUGGUGGUAUCCACUCGGACCAAGGCUCGGUGAACUGCUCAGUGCCCAGCAGAUAGACACACUGAGAGAACGAAUAAGGUCUCAGGAGACUGACCAAGCACAUUAGAACCUGUGGACAACAUCUGUAUUCUGCUCCUGUAUAGCCUGAUUCCAGAUCUGUUUGUGUUGUGCAUAUAUUUAACUCAAUAGCCAGUUGGCAAGACACCACAAACAGAUAUGGAAUCAGGCUGAGUUUUAUAGAGAUGAACCCUAAAACAGAACUACAGCACUUGUUUUCAGGAAACCAUGAAAGCUACGAACCAAUGGCUCAAUGUCAUUCUCUAGGCAGAGCUCAUAAGAAAAUAAAUCCCCCUUAUGCACCCAUCCUGUCUAAGAGAAUUGACUGGAGACAAGUGUUCAUUUAAGGGACCAAAACAGCACAAACCUAUAAGGAUCUUUUGUGAAUUCAAGGCUAAGGGAGGCAUGUGUAUGCAUGCUGGUUUAGUUUUCCAGUUGUAAACAAACAUUACUACACUGACUGAGAGCAGGAUGCAUUGCUCUCUAAAAUAGUCAAUUACAUUUCUUUGCACUAUAUCAAACCAUCAGGCUACUCUUGUAUAGGAAUCACUGAUUGAUUUAGCAACAAUGUACCAUCAUUUUACACUUCAAAUAUAAGAGUAAACAAACAUUCUUGUAGAUUUUUUUUAAUUUGUGAUAAGGUAUGUAUAAAUAUAUGUCAAACAUUUUGUUGUACAAUUGUACAGAUGAAUCUACAAGCACUGGUUGUUAAAAGGGGACACAGUGUGUAGAUGUACGGUUAACAGGUCUAAUUUCUCUGCCUGUUAAAAGCCCUCCUUGAGUUGAGCUCUGGUUUCAGACAUUAAUUUCAGCCUUGGAGCUCUUUCAGCCCAGAUAACACUUCACACCACAGCUCAAGUG